Candida dubliniensis CD36 is the source of this 588-nucleotide messenger RNA. RefSeq lists its product as uncharacterized. Gene Ontology annotation, biological process: mitochondrial respiratory chain complex IV assembly. Bases 1 to 588 code for a protein of 195 amino acids. Gene Ontology annotation, cellular component: mitochondrial inner membrane. The record is from RefSeq and is a predicted model, not a curated record. The transcript has a single exon. Lineage: Eukaryota; Fungi; Ascomycota; Pichiomycetes; Serinales; Debaryomycetaceae.
AUGAAGCUCAUUACUGAAAAUGAAAAAAGUGACCAUAAAAGUCACAUUAUGAAACAAGGUUCCAAAGGUUUUUUAAUUGGUUCAGUUGUUGGUUUAGGUUUGAUUAGAUAUUUCAAAUUCAAACAACCACUCAAAUACAAUUCAUUCAAUUGGACAAUCAAAGCAUGUUUAUACACCAUGCCUACUUUAGGUUUUACUGCAUUUUUAACUGAUAAUGGUGGUACUCAAUUUUUCAAAUCUCGUUAUCGUUCACCUCAUUUACAACAAGAAAAACAAGUCAAAUCUCAACAAUUGGACAAUUUAUCGAUGCUGGAAAGAAUCAUCUAUCGUUUAAAUGAACAUAAAUAUAAAUUGGUUGUUGGUGCAUGGGCUGGUUUCCUUUUUGGUGCUUGGAGAGUAAUCAACAAGGAUUUAUUGUUGACAAAGACUCAAAAAUUGAUUCAUGCUAGAGUUUACGCUCAAGCAUUUACCAUUGGAAUCUUGUUGAGUACUUUGUACUUGAACAUGAAGGAAGUUGAGUUGAAUAACAAAUUGCCUCAAUUGCCACAAAGCUGGGAAAGAGUAUUAAAGGAAAAAGGUGAGUUAUAG